AUCUUUUAUUACCUCAUAAAGCAAGCUGUCAUGUCUCAUAUAAACUGCUCUCAUGAAUGAGACCUGACUGAAGAAUAUCUACAUACAAUCUUAAUUCUCGGUUAUAUUUUUAAUGGGUUUUUUUUAUCUCACUUUAAAUUCAAGUUAAAACACAAACAUUAAAAAGAAAGAGUCCCUUAAACGAUAAUAGCAGAACAUUUGAUGUGAAAUCCAUUCCAAUGGUCUGGUUGAAUCCUCUCUUUGUUCGGCUGGGUCACAUGACGCUCUGCUGCCCUAUAGGAGGAAUAACCUUCAGCACAUGGUGACCGGACACAAAACCCUGUCUGUUCUUUCACUCCGAACGCUCUGAACAGCGCUCUUAUUUUUAAUGUCAUUUUUGAAAGGAUUUCUGUUUUAAAGACUUCAAUAACAAGACCUCAGAGCCUGCUGGGAAAAACCUGACAAUAAAAUAUUGUCUCAAUUAUUUUUACCAGCGUUUGUAAUCGACGCAGAAGAAAUGUAGACCACUUUUUUACAUUUACUCAUGCAGACACUUUCCAUUAGGUCAAAAUACUGCCUUAAAGUCCCAGUGAAAUAAAAAAUUACAAUGCCUAUUUUUUUCAUGAAAUACUGCAGCGUAUUUUGUAAAUAGUUUAUCAAUGUGGGUCAUUCUCUUUUUAAAAUUCGUGUGCCCUCAUAAUCUGUUGUUAAAAUCUGAAAAUGCACUUCCUUCCUGUAAUGACUAUCAAUCUUAAAUGAGGUACGUUAGACGGCUUGGGCGGAGCAUCGGUUAACUCCUCCCCUUCAACUGUCAGUCUGCAUUUAAAAAUGCAACGGCUGUUUUUAUACAUCCAAUCAAAUCGCAGAGAAAGGCGGAAGCCACGCCCACUAUUUUUCUCAUUAGAAAUUCCAUUUCACUCUGUAACGCGUCAAAAUACGGAAGUUAAAACGAUCGCAACUUUCGGUUCACAGGGACUUUAAGACUUGAUUAAAGCGUCGUGACCGUCUGAUCACAAAUUUUUACAUAAAAAACUAUGACAAAAUGGAUUACAGAAUAGCGUUUUUCCCUAAAAAUGUUGUUGUUUAAAUGUCUUACAGUAGUUUUAAAGGGUUUAAAACUAAUAAUAAUAAAAAUAAAAAUCAUGAAAUAUGGAGAUACAGGGUUUCAGAAGGACAGCAGCGAUAUGCAUCUGUCAUACACUUCACGUAUGCUUUAGUUUUUUUUAGGGAUGCUCUGAUCGAUCAGCCGCAGAUCAGUAUCUGCCGAUAAUCACAUUUUAUGAUUCGAUCGGUACUCUCUAAACUUGGCCGAUGUCACAGACAGAUCGCAAUUUGAUUGAAAUAUGAUUUGGCGCCGCAGUCAUGUCAUCGCCAGUGUGGAAUUACUAUGAUGUUUGCCCUGUAAUUUUCGAAGAAAUCUCACAUGGACAAGCAGUGUCCACAGCAUUUAAAAUGACGAAUCUGAAAGUUUUUACGUUUAAAAAUGGUAAAAAUAUAACAAACGCAACACCUAUGGUAUUAUUUUAUCUGAAGAAAAAGGUAACAUCAGGAUCUGUAUCGACCGAUCACGAUGACAAGAAAUUGGUACUCGGUACUGGCUGCAAAAAUCCUCAUCCGAGCAUCCCUAGUUUUCUUCUCCAUACUAUUUAUUAACUUGUGCAAUAUUCUUAAGUUACAGGAUCAUAGUGUGUAUCUUAUUGUGUUUAUUAUCUUAUUGCAAAUAUAUAUAUAUAUAUAUAUUUUUUUAAAUAUAAAAUCAUGUUCCAUGACAAUAUUUUGUAAAUUACCUAUCAUAAAUAUAUAAAAACUUUGCUUUUGUGAGUGAAUGCAGCAAAACCGCGUACAAAAAUAGCGGGAGACACGCCUAGAAACAUCGCUCGCCGCUACCCGCUCUUUGGGAAUGACCCACUCAAGUUUGGUAUCUAUGUAAAAGCUUAGAAUUUCAGCUUUCGGGUUUGUCUACUCUCCACAACGUCAUCACAGUGGUGAGCAUUAAAACAAACCUGUUUCUUCUCAGUAACGGCCUGCUACGGCGCCACUGAUUAGCAACUUCAAAGGCGAUUUUUUCAAUAUGUCUAUUUUUUUGCACCCCAAAUUAUUGUAUCUCGGCCAAAUAUUGUCUGAUCGUAACAAACCAUACAUCAAUGGAAAGCUUAUUUAUUCAGCUUUCGGAUGAUGUAUAAAUCUUAAUUUCGAAAAAUUUGACCCAUAAGACAUGGUCCAUGGUCACAAAUAUGAUUUUGACGUGAUUUUUUACAGUGAUGUUUCGUUAACACGUGUUCGUGUGCUUAGAUUUAAUCCUUUCAGAUCAGAGCACAAAAAAACGUUAUUUCAUUUAUUCGCCCUCAUGUGGUUGUAAACCUGUAUGUGACUUUUUCUUCUACGGAACACAAAAGAAGAUAUUUAGAAAAACGUCUCAGUGGUUUUGUGUUCAAGCAAUGGAAGUCGAUGGGGUUCAGUGUUAUUUGGGUUACCAACAUUCUACAAAAAAUCUUCUGUCGUGUUCUGCCGAAGAAAGAAAGUCAUACAGGUUCGAGGGUGAAUACAUGACGACAGAAUGUUCACGUUGGGCUGAACUAUCCCUUUAAGAAACUCAACGCUUUAGAAAUCAAAUCACUUGAGGAGCUGAAGAACAUGACCGUGGUUAACAGGAACCUUGUGUUUUCUCUCUUUCAUCUGCUGGUCUCCACCUCUUUAAAGCUCUUCUCUCUCUCUCUUACUGCCUGUCACCCAACUUCCUUCUCCCUCUGUCUGGUUUUGUUUUCCAAACAAGGUUCCCUGUACAGGAAAUUGUGUAUUCUGGAAGCAUUCCGGAAGGUGAAGAACAGAUUUCCUGUUGGAGCCACGGCUGCAAAAAAAGAAAAGAAAAACAGAGAGGAAGAAGGAAAGCGGAGCGGGGGGUUUGCAGAUGAGGCGGGGGGGUUGGGUUCGGCAAUAUCCAAACCGCUGGAGAAAAAGCAGGCGGUUAUUUCUCUCCCCUCCCCUCAGCAAAACUCUGACAUUUCAGACGUCCGGUCAACACCAGCGGGACCUCCUGAAGAACAUAACACGAAGACGAGACAUACAGACUGAGAAAGACUGUGAGAAGAGUACGUCCAGAGAUACGGCCGUUUACUGCGUGACCCUCGGAGAGACAAAGGCUUGGCGUGUGAACUUUCCCCCUGACAUGCCACACAUCUCACCUCCCGGCCUGCGCGAGGGCAAGAGGGUGGAGAGACCCUGACGAUGAAGUGACGCUGGGCGUGUACCACGGUUCUGAAUUCUUCUCCCACACCAGAUCUUCAGUGGCUCGGUCAAGAUGUGAGCGGAGGAUUUCUUUUGUGUACGCCGUGGACUUCUCUUUUCACUUUUUCCCAAGCACGUUUUCCCUCCGCCGAUGGUCGAUUCUGAGGUGUGUGGCUAAGACACGGAGGUCUGAUGAAGAACAAGGCUGCUAAGCUGAAGUCCAAGAGAAAAGGAAGUGAGAAUGCGUUCGGCUGUGACCUGACUGAACAUCUGCAGAACUCAGGACACGACGUUCCUCAGGUCCUGAAGACGUGUGCAGAGUUCAUCGAGAAACAUGGCAUUGUGGACGGAAUCUACAGGCUCUCAGGAAUCACAUCCAACAUUCAGAGACUCAGACAGGAGAUUUGCUCGGAGCUCAGUCCUGACCUCACUAAAGAAGUGUAUCUUCAGGACAUCCACUGCGUCGGCUCUUUAUGUAAGCUGUACUUCAGAGAGCUGCCCAACCCUCUGCUCACGUAUGAACUCUACAAGAAAUUUACUGAUGCUGUGGCAUAUAAAGAGGAACAUGAACAGCUGUGGAACAUGAAGAGCGUCAUCAAAGAACUUCCAAUUCCUCACUUCAGAACUCUGGAAUACCUCACCAAACAUCUGGCUCAUUUGGCCACGCUCAGUCACCAGACCAACAUGCACGCUCGCAACCUAGCUCUGGUGUGGGCUCCUAAUCUCCUGCGCUCAAAGGAGGUGGAGGUGUCCACGUGUAACGGUGACGUGGCGUUUCUGGAGGUGCGAGUCCAGCAGUCGGUUGUGGAGUUUAUUCUCAACCACACCGAUCAGAUCUUCCACGAUCUUCCGCCGACCAAACCCAGAGAAGUCCAUAGUGUGGCCUGCGGGGAGAAAUACGCCACCUUGCCGGCCACCAUGCAGUGCGCUCCCAUGAAGCUCAUGAGUCUUGAAGAAGCCCAGGCUCGCUCGCUCAGUCCAAACCAUCCGGUGAUGAGAGAGAGACAGAGAGAGAACAGCCUGCCAGACACCAGCACCGCUGCCAUGUAUCAUACAGUCAUAGAUCUGUCUGACAGCAGAAGAAAGUUCUCUGGAAAGUCAAAGAAGUGGAAGUCUAUCUUCAGUUUGGGACGCUCCGUCAUGGAAUCUAAAGGGAAACUGAGUCGCAAUGGUAGUGUGUUUAUGAGAGGCCAAAAUAUGUCAGAAAAACCUCCUAUACGGCCAUCCAAAAGCAUGGACUCUCUCUGUUCUCAACCAGCAGAUGAGGAUAAAGCGGCCACAGCAGGAGGAAGCAACGGCAUCUUCAUCCCAGUUCUGAAAUGCAGAACACUGGGCUCAGACAUCGACUACAACCUGAACGAGAGGGAUUCAAAGUGGGAUUUAGGGCAUCACACGGCCUCAGGAGGACGUCAGAACGAGAAAGAUCCUCCAAACCUACCUCCUGCAUCAUCCUCUUCAUCUCCACAGCAGAAAACUCUUCCAGAACAGCUGAAAGUGUUCAAAGGUGACGAGCGCAGCGGCUGCCAGCCGACGUCUCCCAAGAACCGCCGGAUGUUGUAUUCCGGCUCUACCAGCAACGGAUCGUCCAGACCGUCUUUUCCGGGCAGCCUGUUUCCACUGGAGUCCUCGCCACGGCACCAACGCAAGGCCCUGAAUAUUUCCGAGCCGUUUGCUGUGUCCGUACCCCUGCGCGUGUCUGCGGUCAUUAACUCCAACAGCACACCCUGCAGGGCGCCAGGGAAAGAACGGGACAGGGCUUUAGGGGGACUCUUCAGUCCCACCAGGGAGGCCGGACCUUCAGAAGGCCGUGGCAGCGAUGCUGGGUUCAGAGUUCCCAUCGGCAGCGGCGGUCUGAACUUUGGGUUCACAGACUGGGAGGCUGGACUGGGAGGAGGCAGUCACAGUACUGGGCACAGGGAGCACUCGCUCGCUGACAGCAGCGGAGGCAGCGGAUGCAGUAUCUAUAGCAACAGCAGCUCUUUUCCAAUGGAAAAUGAAGAGCAUCAGACUGGGGGGAAAGAUAUUACUGAUGACAUCACUCUGGGGAGGACAGAAAGCAGGGAUGCAGAAGUGAGAGAACUUAUCGCCAGCGUGCAGAAUUUUGAGCCCCGGGUGCCGUCUGAAACUAAAGUGACAGUUGAUUACAAAAGAAAAUCUCAAGCGUCUGGAGAUGAACUGGAAACUGGAACACGACAGGAGAUCACCACAUUGGACAAACUGGACAACGAGGUAAUCAUCAGGGAGACGUCGCCUGGCAUCCAUCAGAACGUUGCCAUCGCCGAUGGUCAAACAAACACAGUGGAUGGAAAGAUGAAAUCAAGCUUUACCAAUAUUACUGAGGACACGGUGAAGCUAAGUGCUGACGCGAAAAGAAGAAGCAGUUUGCCUGCAAACACUAUAUCAGCAAAAGAACUCAAUUUGGAAGAAACCAAAAUCUCAACCGUUGAUCAUUCUGGUGCUACUGUGUUUAAAUAUAUUGCGAAGCCUUUUCCAGAAAGAUUGAUGUCAUGUGACGGUGGUUGGAAUUACCUGGAUCAUGAUGUGGAUGGGACGGAGCGCAAGAGCCAAGAGUCGCAGGACAAAAUGAACAGUCUACAGCUUUCUCCGUUUCUACACCUGAAAGAAACAGAUAUUCUCCAGGAUGCAGAACCGUGGACUUGUAUUGAAGAGGAUCCCGCUGAGAAAGCCACGGUUUGUGAAAGUGAGACGAAGGAACCGUCAGCAACGCAGGAGAUCUGCGUGCGAGGAAAUAAGAAGGUUGGCCGUGAAGCCAUGAAGCUUGACUUGACAGAAAGAAACAAGGGAAGUUUGGAAAGACUCUCAACGUGUUUGAAUGAGCAACAUCUCACUUUGGACGUUUUGUGUCAGGAUGAUGCAGACACGUGGGGGAGUCACUUGGGAGGUUUGGAUCAGGUUGAACCGUGGGAAGACUUCUGUACCGCCAAACAGUGGGUAACCAGCCCUCUGCACUCACCAAUACUCGAGGAUUACUUGAGAAAGACUACGCAAUGUCAAGCGACUCAAAGCAUAGCUCUCGAUAAACUAAACGUGGAGCGGUUGCCCGACAGCAAGAGAGUCCAAGCUAAAGAAGCAGCUGUGACCAAUGACGUGACAUCAUCUUCAACAGAUGUUCCUGUGACCGCUGCGUGUAAACUUGGAAAGUCGGACCUCCCAAAAGAAAACAAAAACGCAGACGUAUCUUGUUUUGCACAGAAAACAAAGCGCCCGGACAGCGAUAACGGCGAGAUUCCACAGAUGAGGGUAUUCAAGAUGUCCGUUGAUCCCAACAAGAUCGACAAGAACAAGGUGACCGGACUGCAAAAUGUAAGCAAAGGCAAACAGAAGCACUCUCAGAGGUUUCACCGACAGACAUCUCACGAGUCCUGCGUCACCGACAGAAGUAACGAAAACCUGGUAGCCAAACACAGGCCAUGCUCCCUAAACCUUGAUUUAGGACACAGGGGCGUCAGAGACAUUUCAAACUGUCAAUAUCUUAAAAGUUCAGCACGAGAAGGGCUGAAUGACCCGUCUCUAGAGUUGGAGCUGUUCCUGAGCCGCUCUCAGGCACCCGUGCGACGCAACUCCGCGCCGGUUAGCGUGUCCUCGGUCCGGACCGCGUUCAUGAUCAAAACCUGUCAAGCCAAAGCUGUGCCUGUUAUUCCACCCAAAAUCCAGUACAGCCACGUACCUCCUCCUCUCGCGAAAGGAAACUCAGAUCAAAAAAGCACACCGGAGAAGAAACCUGUCAAGAGCAAGCUGAGUAAAGCAGGUUCUGCACCUCCUCUCCAGAAUAUCCGAAAUCCCAAGGAGGCGAAAGAAAGUUGCAACGCAUCGAGAGAGGUGCAAAAACCCACCACCAAGGACAAUGAGACUUGCCAAGCAAAACCCAUCCCAGAUCUCCCAGUACUGAGAAGGAAGCGAUCGGCUAACGGAGACACGUUCAUGGACCGUCCAAGACCCGAGCGCUCAAAGCUGCUCCAAAGAUCGUCCUUCAGAAACCGGCCGAGGCCUCAGAGCCUCAUUCUGUUCAGCCCGCCGUUUCCAAUCAUGGACUAUCAUGCUACAGGGGAUGAUGGGAAAACGGUCCUGUCGCCCAUUCAAGCUGAAGCGUCGCCGUUCGAUGUCUACGCAAAGGAACUCGCCGAAAACCUCAAGACCCCUGAGGGGGUGACCAUGCGUAAUAAAAUGACUUUGCCAAAGAGCGGACAGAGGCUGGAGACCUCCACCAGUUGCUUUUACCAGCCACAGAGGAGGUCCAUGAUAUUUGACAACAGGAGUAACAGGCAAAUCGAGUGACUUGACGUAGUUUUGCACACGUGACGAUGCCUGGUGCCAUUUGAUGAUAUUAUGCUUUGUGUAAAAUGCUGCUGCUACGGAUUUAUACCAGAGAUGUAUUUGCUUUUAAGACAAACUCGUGAGACUCAGCAGCUCCUGUAUGUAAAUACAGAAUGCACGUCCAUACCGAAUCGAAAUUAAAAUGGACCCGUUCCCUCCCCGCGAGCUGUGAUGUCUGUUUCUACUUUAUCUUGCUUGGAACAUAUUAUGUUUACAAUCGAAGGCAUGGGUAUAAAAUGUCUUUCAUCUACGUGAUGUAAUCAGCCAUCGAGCAGGCCAGCCAAGGAGAAUAUAACACUAUUACAAUUGUUUUUGUACAAAAAUGCCAGCAUCCAAAUGUUUAUUUAUUCUGUAUUGUCAUUGCUUGUCUGUAUACUCCGUUUCAGUAUUGUGUACUCUGAAGAGUACAAUUCAGUUUGUGUAAAUGUUUAGGGUAAAUAUCCUAUGGUUUCAGGACAGGUGAAUGUUCUUGAACAAUUCCAACAUUAUUUCUUGUCUUGUUUUGCUCAGUAAUUCCGUUUUUAAUAUUUUCAAAUCACGUGGUUGCUCGGUUAGAGAUUUAUAGAGAAAACUACAUGAUGGCGAGAUUGCAAGAAAUGGGAAACAGAAUGAAAAUUGUGUUUUAUAUAAAGUGUAAAGCAGAGGACUCUGGGCAAUGUAUUAUGAAUGAGACAGUGAUUAUGAGAGCUGUCAGUCAUUGUAACCAAAAACAUUAACAUUGUUAUUUGCCCUUUCUGUAUUAAUCAAAUUGGAUUUAUCGUAUGUAUUCUUUCCAAAGAAAACAAUAAAUAAAAUGUCAUAUAUGUAAUGUGUACACUUACAGUAUGCUUCAAGUUAAAUGUAAAGUUGAUCAAAAGCCAUAUUUUUGUUUCAAUGUGUAUAUUACUAUAUUGCAAAUUUUCCAGUGACAAAAGUACAUUA
Molecule: messenger RNA, 8460 nt
Organism: Triplophysa rosa
Lineage: Eukaryota; Metazoa; Chordata; Actinopteri; Cypriniformes; Nemacheilidae
Gene: arhgap31
Product: Rho GTPase activating protein 31
Exons: 12
Coding region: 3397-7500 (1367 amino acids)
Biological process (GO): small GTPase-mediated signal transduction
Molecular function (GO): GTPase activator activity
Source: RefSeq, a predicted model, not a curated record